Diatraea saccharalis (sugarcane borer) is the source of this 2919-nucleotide messenger RNA. The record is from the annotation of a GenBank genome assembly. Lineage: Eukaryota; Metazoa; Arthropoda; Insecta; Lepidoptera; Crambidae.
AAUGGUAUUUAUAUGUAAAUCAUAUAAAUGUAAAAUAAACAACAAUAUAAAAUUCGGAAUAAAGUAAUGAUAUCCUCAUCUUUCAAUUACAAUAGGUCCUACACACGAAAAAUGGCUACUGAUCCUGCGCCUUUGUCAAAGACAGCGAAGUAUAAGAAAAUAACAAAGCCCCUGCUCGAAAGAAAGAGGCGGGCCCGCAUCAACCGAUGCCUCGACGAACUAAAGGACCUCAUGGUUGGGGCUCUAGAGAUCGAUGACGACAACUUAAGUAAGUUGGAAAAGGCUGAUAUCCUUGAGUUAACCGUUAAUCAUCUCACAAAAUUACACAGUCCUAAAGAUCCAGUUUUGGAAGCGAAGAAAUUUCAGGCCGGCUUCGGACAGUGUGCCGCGGAGGCGUGCCGGUUUAUUAUGUCGGUUCCCGAUUUGGACGCCAAAGUCAGCCAGAGUCUGAUAAGCCACUUAUCGAGAUUAAUCACAGCGCAACCGCUGUCAAUUCAAGUUCCGGACCGGCCGCCUUUCUCCCCACCCACGUCACCCUCGUCCGUCGUUUCCGACAGAAAUCAUUACUACAGCGACUUGGAAAGAUCCUCUUCAGAUGCCGAAGAGUCCGUAUACACCUAUGAAAACGCUUCUAAACAAUGGACUUACUCACAGCCAAAUAUUGGACAACAUCCCAAAUCUACGCCACGAAUGACGGGGUUGUUGACGACUGUCGACAAAAUUCCACAUCCACAUCACGUCGCGGAUCAAAUUAAUAGCUCUCACCAUCAUAGGAGUAACGCUUAUUUCAAUAGAGUCCCGUCUGAGGCGAAGGAUGUUAUACUUCAAAAGAUCAGACAACACAUAAUGGACAAACGCGGUAACGAGAACGUUGAUGUAAACACUACAGUUGAGCCCGUCGUUAACGAACCAAAAUAUUUGUAUAGAGAAGAUGCAUGCAGAAGCGAUCUCGUGUAUCAAUAUUCGCCAGUGAACGCACCCAACUCAGACACAUUAGAUUUGAGGAAGUUCAGAUCGCCUAUGAAGACCUCCGUCGAGGACGCGUCGCCGAAAAAAACCACUAGCAAAUUAGACACGCAACCUGCGCCCGAGAUCAAAGUUGAAACGGUCAAUGUUCCGGAACAGUGCGAAUUGCCGAUGGAUUACAACAACUUACCACCUAAAAAGAAAAGGAAAUUAAUCGAAUAUCAGGAAUAUAAAAAACAAGAGGAGGCAAAGCGACAACUCGAGGCUUUUUACGAAGCGAAAAAAGGGCGUCGCGCCGACGACGCUCAAGUUGAUGAAGAAAAAUGGCGUCCGUGGUAGAUCCUGCGAAGUCGCCUCAAAAUAAUGUGAUAUUAAGAUUCUUCCAAUAUAAAGCUUUAAUUAAUUUAUGUAUGUUACGUUACGUAUUGUUUCAUACUCGUGCCUUAAUUAUAUUAUUGUAUUUUAAAUCUUCCUUUUAAGUUCUGUGUUAGAUUAGUCAUUAAAAUAUUGUAACUUCAAAUUUUAUUUAUGUGCCAUUUUUGAUCUCUACGCCAUUAGAUAUGUUUCUGAGUAUAGAUAUGUUGUCUUCCAAAUAAUAUAAAGUAUCAUGGUAAUUGAAAUUUUAUUAUUCAUAAGCUUAUCUCAGAUAUAUGAAAAAACUCAACAAUAAAUGAUACAAAUAAAAACCUCUUUUAAUCUCCUAUAAAAGACAUAAACGAACUGCCUUCAUAAGGUUUAGUAGAAAUGCCUAUAUAUUAUAAAUAAACUUUAAUAGUAAUUUCUCCUUUUUUUAUAUUUUUUAUUAAGGUAGGUACCAAUGUUACUAGGGUUUUUUUUUAUAUUGUCAUGCGUCAAUAUUCAAUAAUAUUAAAUAUCAAAAUAAAGACGGAUUUUUUAAUUUAAAUUGCGAAUGUUUUAAAGAAUAAUUUAUUUUUAUAUUUAUCAUUAAAAUAAUAAUUAGACACUAAUAUUAAUCUUAUGAAUGAUUAUUCAUAAUAUAUAAACAAUUAAAAGGCAUAUGCCUAUUAUAUUCUCUUGAAUAAUAAAAAAAAUAAAUACUUAUAUUAAAUUAAUCAUUUAUAUUUAGGAAUUUUCAAAAUAAUAAAUAUUAAAACAUUAACUACCUCCUACAUACCGCAACUCAAUAUUAAUAUCUUCCUUGUAUCUUCCUACCACUAUCGCCAUCUAUAUUAAGCUACUCCCAACAUUUUCAAAAUAUCAGCGCCAUCUCUUAAAAUCAGUCAAAUAUAACUUAUAUUUAUGAUAUCGUUUCAAGCAUUUAAUAAAUUAUAUUAUUCAUAGAUGACGCUGAUAAUGCGCACAUUAUAAGCAAUUUAUAAUUUUGUACUUCUUUAACUCCUAUUCAUCUAACCUUAGAGUAUAAAUAAGCUUGAGUAUAAGCUUGCUUAUAUAUCUGGCCGAUAGACGAAACUAAUUGCUAUUGACUUUUAUACACUAGUCAAUAGAAAUAAGAUUAAAAUAUGACAAUAAAGAUGCCUAGGGUUGUUAUUAAAUUGUUUAUAAGAUGAAAAUAUGGAAUUAUUCUUUUUAAUGACAAAUUAUUAAAAGUGAUGAAACUUUUUUGAACAUUUUAUUCUUAUAUUUAAAAAAAAUGGAAUAGUUUAAAUUUUGUAAGUACAAAAAAGAAAUAUGGCAUAGUAAAAAAAAAUAUAGCAAUAGCAGCGCCAUCUAUGGAUAAUCAGACAGAAUUAAACAGUGACGUUCCUCUUCCAAUUUUUCAUGACUAUUAAGAGAUUACGCGAGUUGUCUUAUUAUUUUUCUCUGUUAUUUUCAUCAUUAAAAAGUGUAUAUCAUAAUCAUUAUAUAAUUCAUAAAAGUUAUUUUUUCUCUUGAUAGUCAAUAUUUUCAUGUAUAAUAAAUUAUUAUUAUCGCACUUUAGUGAUCAAACUCAUUGAUCCCUAGGCGCGUCAAUGUUCGAUAAAAAUAAUGGAU